UCCCCCUCCACACCUACCUUGUCCCUCCUCCUCGUUACUGACCCGCCCUGCGGGUUUCCCUGUGCCACUGCAGUGAAACCGACGGUAAAAGAGAGAGAGGAUCAGUUAAAAAAGUAAACAAGAACCUGAAUAUCACGAGCGCCGUGUUUUGUAAUAGCGAAACCCCCUUUUUAUAUAGUUUUUUCCCCCAUUCCGUUCACAUCUCCGGGUCAACCCAUUUCGUCAUCCAACCGGCAAAAUGGGAAAUGAGGCAAGUUACCCCCUGGAAAUGUGCUCGCAUUUCGAUGCUGAUGAGAUUAAGCGUCUGGGAAAGAGGUUUAAGAAACUGGACCUAGAUAACUCUGGAUCCCUUAGCGUGGAGGAGUUCAUGUCCCUGCCAGAACUUCAGCAGAACCCUCUGGUUCAGAGGGUCAUCGACAUCUUCGACACCGAUGGAAACGGAGAGGUGGACUUCAAGGAAUUCAUUGAGGGAGUCUCACAAUUCAGUGUCAAGGGGGACAAGGAGUCAAAGCUUCGGUUUGCCUUCCGGAUCUACGACAUGGACAAGGAUGGCUACAUCUCCAAUGGGGAGCUCUUCCAGGUGCUGAAGAUGAUGGUAGGAAACAACCUGAAGGACACACAGCUCCAGCAGAUCGUGGACAAGACCAUCAUCAACGCAGACAAGGACGGAGACGGCAGGAUAUCCUUCGAAGAGUUCUGCUUAGUGGUGGGUGGCCUUGACAUACACAAAAAGAUGGUGGUAGACGUGUGAGCCUGUCCCUCCGCUCCUCUCCCUCCCUCGCUUUCUUCUCCAUCGGUCUCUGAAGAUCUGCUCAAGACGUCUGGCAAACACUUUGUGUAUUUCAAUGGAAGUAUUCUCUCUCCCCGUGAAGCUACUUUUUUUCUAAACAAGCCACAAGCUUCGCGAAGCCAAUUUAGUUGUGUUAUUGAACUCCUAUCCUCUCAAUAACCUGAAGGACAGCUAUUCUCGUUUGUAAGAGCAUCCCAGUUUGAGGGAGGGAGGGAGGGGAAAGGGUGGCUUGAUUAUAUUUUGUUUUGUAAUGUUAUUUUUUAAAUAUUUAUUUUUGUUCUGGUCUCUUUUUUUUAUAGACAAGUAUAUCUAUAAUGUUUAUUUUGUGGGGAAAUGUGUCGUUAUCUGAGGUGUUGCGUUUAAAUAAUAUACUUGAUUUCGGUUACAAUUCAAAACGUAGGGUAUAAAGUGCCAACCAGGACAUAUCGUAUUGUUAUUAUUAAGUAUCCACCAUUGCUGUCAGUGAUGAGUCAAACACUCACUGCAUGAUCACUAAUGGUUAGAUGCAAAUUUCAUUUUCAAAAAUAAACAGCAGUUUCUUUUGCACUAUUUGACUCUUGAACAGGUUGGAUUAAACCAUUUGACUCUUGAGCAGGUUGGAUUAGAUCAAUUAAGCCAUUUGACUAUUGAUCAAGUUGGAUUAGAUCAAUCAAGCCAUUUGAAUCUUGAUCAAGUUGGAUUAGAUAAAUUAAACCAUUUGACUCUUGAGCAGGUUGGAUUAGAUAAAUUAAACCACUUGACUCUUGAGCAGGUUGGAUUAGAUAAAUUAAGACAUUUGACUCUUGAGCAGGUUGGAUUAGAUAAAUUAAACCACUUGACUCUUGAGCAGGUUGAUUAGAUCAAUUAAGUUUCUGAUCACAUUAAAUAUACAAUACCUGUUGGAAGCUUAGAGUGAUAGGAUGUUUUAUUUAUAUAUGUUUAUACUUUGAGAUUAUUAUUCUAAACGUAGAGAUAGAUACCAAGAAAGUGAUGUCUUUGCAUACUUAUUUGUAUUUUACUUUAACGACACGUUUUCACGUUGAACCAUAUGACAAUCCCCCAAUGUAAAUGGGCGGCAGGUAGCCUAGCAGUCAGAGGCGAGCCAGCAACCGGAGGGUUGCUAGUUUGAAUCCCGGGUCUGACGGGAAAAAUCUGGAGGGAAGUGAGCUGGUAACCAGAGGGUUGCUGCUGGUGUCAAAUCCUAGAUGGCAUAACCUGCCGUUGUACCCUUGAGCAAGACCCUUAAUCCCCCCACAGCAACUGCUCCACGGGCGCCGUAGUAUGGCAGAGUCCCCUGCUCUAACCUCUGUGUGUGUGUGUCUUGGGAUUAAGUCAAAUGUUCCGUUGGACCUUGUGUACAAUUGAAUGAAUUAAAGGAUAUUGUACAGCUUGAUCACUCAAGUUGGGGAAAAAAUCUCUUAACAUGGACCAUCUAUGUAUUUGUAUUUUAUUAAAUUUUGAACUGAGGAACAUUCUAAAAUAUCGAGAUGAGAAAGAUUUAAUGAAUGUCAGUUAGUUAGACUCAACUGCAGGCAGCAUAUUAACUGUAUAUUAGGUCAAUGUUUGCUCAUCUCAGAGAGGCUGCAGCAGGCAAUGUUAAAACAGCCCAUGAAUAGUGCAGUUAGAAUAGAGGGUUCUUUCUAAUGCAACAAUGGGAGUUACUCGUAAACUUGACAUGAUAAAUGGGAAUACUGUACAUUAGAAAGGGAAGAUUUAAGAACCCAUCACGAUCGCUUCAUCGGUCCUCUCCCUACGUGGUAUUCACAGUAGGGAGAAUGACACAAGUUUAACCAAACUGCAAUUUAAGGUGAAAUGCGCAUCCCGAAAAAAUAAUUGUAACAAAAUGGCGGCGGGUUGCAUUUUAAUGAUUCGAUAGUUGGUUUGGAAACCAUUGUUUUUAGUGAGACGUCUCAAAUGCCUCCCUGCUCCCUAUAUAGUGUACUACUUUUUAACCAGGGCCCAAUGCUCAGGUCAAAAUAAGUUCAUAUAGGGCACUGUACAAGUGGCUUUGCUUGGGCCUCCUAUGUUUGCAUGAUGAUUUUCCUUGUGCACGUAGAUGAUCCAUUUAAAUAAUCCUCGUUAAACACGUGAAUGGUGAGGUCAGUAAUAAUGAUAUUUAAUAAUCUACUGGGAAACAUAAAUGGAUUUUGUCCAACUUUGUUAAAUGUUCACAUUAUGAGCAGUAAUCCAAACAACCUGGAACUACACGUUAACUUUGUAUUCCCCCCCCCCACCCCGAUCAGUGAGAUGAUGCUUCUGGUCCCAAAGGCAACCGCCACUCACUGUACUCUGCACUGUUUUGUAUAGAAGCUUUCCUUUCCGUCAUCUAUAUAGUUCAGAAUUUAGUUCUGCAAGUACUACUUUCUCUGAAGGGGACUCGGUGCUUUUUAGUUUGUGUGGAAACUGAAACGGUUAAGUUUGACUAAUAGUUAUUUUCCCCUUUCUCUGCAUGCUGCAUCUGAUGCUGUGGGACUGUUGGAAACUUGAUAUUGUAUGAAAAAAAUAAACACACUUUGAAACAUUUUAA
Molecule: messenger RNA, 3296 nt
Organism: Salvelinus fontinalis (brook trout)
Lineage: Eukaryota; Metazoa; Chordata; Actinopteri; Salmoniformes; Salmonidae
Product: calcineurin subunit B type 1-like
Exons: 6
Coding region: 239-751 (170 amino acids)
Molecular function (GO): calcium-dependent protein serine/threonine phosphatase regulator activity; calcium ion binding
Source: RefSeq, a predicted model, not a curated record